UUCACUCAUAAAGUCAUACUCAUAUACACACUCUCACACAAAGUUCAGAUCUAAAUGACUUCAGUCUCACACAUCAGUUCAUAUCUGUGUGUGUGUUUCCAGGUCUGGCUCUGAUGUAUAUUAUGGAGAACAGCUUCAAAGCUGAAUCUGGAUCCAGACCUGAUGUUCCUAAGAUUGUGAUUCUGAUCACGGAUGGGAAAUCACAGGACGAUGUUCUUUCUCCUGCUCAGAGACUCAGAGAUGCUGGGAUCGAGAUGUUUGCUAUCGGAGUAAAAGAUGCAGAUGAGAACGAGCUGAUAGCCAUCUCGUCCCCACCGGAGGAGACACACGUGUAUUACGUGCCUGACUUCAGCUUGAUGUUAGACAUCGUGGAGGAACUCAGCAGGAGCGUCUGCGAGAGCGUCUCUGAACUCAACAGAGAGAUCAGCGUGAACAUUCAUACAUGUGAAACUCCAGCCAUCGCUGAUAUUGUGAUUCUGGUGGACGGAUCAUGGAGCAUCAGCCGUUUUAGCUUCAAAACUGUGAGGAGCUUUCUGGGAUUGUUUGUCAAGGCCUUCGCUGUUGGAUCAGACCAAACACGCAUUGGUUUGGUGCUGUACAGCAAGGAUUCAUGGAUCGAGUGGAAUCUGAACACUCACAGCACUAAACAGGCAGUGAUCCACGCUGUGAAGAAUCUGCCUUAUAAAGGAGGACAAACACUCACAGGUCUGGCUCUGACAUAUAUUCUGGAGAACAGCUUCAAAGCUGAAUCUGGAUCCAGACCUGAUGUUCCUAAGAUUGUGAUUCUGAUCACGGAUGGGGAAUCACGGGACGAUGUUCUUUCUCCUGCUCAGAGACUCAGAGAUGCUGGGAUCGAGCUGUUUGCUAUCGGAGUGUUGAAUGCAGAUAAGAAGAAGCUGAGAGCCAUCGCCUCCCCACCGGAGGAGACACACGUGUAUUACGUGCCUGACUUCAGCUUGAUGUUAGACAUCAUGGAGAAACUCAGCAGGAGCGUCUGCGAGCGCGUCUCUGAACUCAACAGAGAGAUCAGCGGUGCGUUUCUGAGAUCUCUGUUAUUUAAAGAGCAGGAUCAGGAGGUUUCUUCAGGAGAUGGAGGUUAA
Carassius auratus (goldfish) is the source of this 1100-nucleotide messenger RNA. RefSeq names its product collagen alpha-1(XIV) chain-like. Bases 114 to 1100 code for a protein of 328 amino acids. NCBI's taxonomy places the organism in Eukaryota, Metazoa, Chordata, Actinopteri, Cypriniformes, Cyprinidae. The transcript is spliced from 6 exons. Gene Ontology annotation, cellular component: interstitial matrix. The record is from RefSeq and is a predicted model, not a curated record.